Brienomyrus brachyistius is the source of this 2712-nucleotide messenger RNA. RefSeq names its product Indian hedgehog signaling molecule b (gene ihhb). Gene Ontology annotation, molecular function: calcium ion binding; patched binding. The transcript is spliced from 2 exons. Lineage: Eukaryota; Metazoa; Chordata; Actinopteri; Osteoglossiformes; Mormyridae. Bases 997 to 1551 code for a protein of 184 amino acids. Gene Ontology annotation, biological process: regulation of gene expression; multicellular organism development; smoothened signaling pathway. The record is from RefSeq and is a predicted model, not a curated record.
AUCACGCACAGAAAAUGUUUUGUCUCCUGUUAUUCACAGAUAGUAUUUUAUGUAAGCUGAAUAAGAUUCAUACGGCUCUGUGAAAGCUACCUGUCGGUUAUAAAAUAGCAUGAUUCUCAAAUACAUGUGAAUUCAAAUCCUCCGAUGUUACAAAAUAGUGCAUAUCUCGCACAGGUACUCGAUUCUUUUACAAUGAGGUGAAAAGAAUGUACUUAUACGCACAGCGUGGAAAAUUGGGAACUGUGUAUCCGGCGCCAGGCCGAAACCAGACCUCGCUCGUCCCGCGUUGGAGUUGCAGGUGGGGUCUGUAUGUUUGUUUAUGGCCACACGCGUAUCCUGACAUAUGAGUGCAGUCAAACACCGCAGAGAAGCGCUGAGUUUCUUCCUGCAAAGUGUCGUGUCGAGGUAUCUCGGCGUUUUUUUACAUUGCAUCAGGUGUUAUCUGUCCGAUCUGCGGCGGGCAGCGAGAGGGAAGCGCUUCGGGCUGAAGAUGAAAAUAAAGACUGGCACUAACAGAAUGGCAAACAACAUCUUUCCUGUCUGUUUAGUUUCUUCCAAUUCAGCUAUGGACGUAUAUGAAACCAAGCGGAAAAUGGAAAAUGACAGUGGGGACACUUUUUGACCGCCUUGCAAAAGCAAAGCGCUUGCUCAGGUAGGACGGUCACUAUUUCUCACAUGACUUUGAACUUGGCUGCCAAAAUAAACGGACUUUCAAAUUUAUGCUCAGGGAGAGCUGACCUCGGGAAAGGAGCUUCGCAGGCUGACGCCAAACGACUCUGUGGCACCUUCACUUCAGCGCUGCCUCCGGUGCGCAGCGGCGCCCCGUUUACGGACUAAUGAUGGCGAGAGUUAGAAAUUAGUCACACUAAUAAGUUUCUUAUAUUCCCCCCGCCCCUUAGGGAAAUAUAUCAUUGAGGGGGAGGGGUCGAUUACAGCAAGAUCGGAGAAAGGUGUGUUUUUGUCACUCCUAUUGGGGUGCCCACAGGUGUGGGUGGCAUGCAGCUCUUAGUGCUUGUCGCGUUUUUCAUCGGUUUUGCCUCGAUUCGGGUGCCGGUCAGCGAGGGCUGCGGACCGGGCAAGAGAAUCGGCAAGAGGCCGCAGCCGAGGAGGCUGACAGCGCUGGCUUACAAACAGUUUCUCCCCAGCAUUCCCGAGAAAACAACGGGAGCGAGCGGCAGGUACGAAGGGAAAAUAACUAGGGCUUCUGAGCGCUUUAAAGAGCUGAUCGCCAACUACAAUCCUGUGAUCAUCUUCAAAGAUGAAGAGAACACGGGUGCCGACCGACUGAUGACACAGAACGCUCCAUGGCCACUGGGGCAGGAGGCUGUUUUCCUGCUCCGGCUCCGGUCUUUGUGGAGGUACAGAGGCGGCUCAGAACCGCAAAGGGUGGUCCUGUCCGCCUUCCUGGGCCGUGAUCUGGUGACCCGCAGUCACUUCUACGUGAUGGGAGGGGCCAACCUGUCACUCGCUGCCACUCGCCUGCUGUUUUUGGCAGAAGGGACUGCUCUGGUAAUGGGGGGAAAUGCAGGGGGUGUUUGCCAGCAAUGCUAAGACAGGACAGUGCAUCCUCACAUUGGGGGGGCUGUCUGCCAUACGUCACCUGGGUCACGCUGCAGAAGGACACCAAAGUCAUCUGUCCCUUGACCUAUCAAGGCACACUGGUCGCCAGCCGGAUCCUGACCUCCUCCUCCUCCUCCUGCGCCUCCACGGACCAGCACACCGGACCUUUGCUCCUCUCCAGCUGCGGCAGAUCUACCUUGGCCUAGCAUCUCGCCUAGCACCAGGUCUGCACUGCUACUCAAAACCCUUAUACUGGUUAGGAGCUCUGCCUCUGGACUAUAAACCUUUUCACGCCUUGGAAUUAGCAGACCGUGGGGGGAGUGAAGUAGGAAAUAAAAAUGAAGGAAUGACGUAGAACUGGGGUAAAGAAGUAGGACAGUGAGAGAAACAUGAGAUUGGAAGAGGCUGAUUGGGAAGAGAACAGGAAAAUGUGCGUGUGAGGCCAGCUAAGAGAGAGUUAGACCCAAAUGGAACGCGCAUGUCCACACAGAGCCCCUGUCGGGGGUGUCUCCUCCAGUGAUGAGCUGACGACCUCGUGUGGGCGUUGCCAAGGGUCCCUGCAUGCUCACGUGCUCACGUCGGCACAGACAAGCCAGCACACUGGCGAAACGGGGGGGUGGGGGUAAAGGGGAAAUCCUACAUGUAAAUAUGUUAUGUAUGGGUUAAUGUAGUAAAUGUAUCACUACCUUGAAGCAAUAUGUAAACAUAUGUUUUUUUUGCAUAAAUAUUUCAAGAAAUAUAUCAAAUUAAAUCGAUUUAAAUGUGAUCUGGCCAUCAGUGUUGACUUAAGUAUGAAUUACAAAUGUGUAUCUUAUUUAUUACAAACUUAUGAAUCCAUUAUACGUGUUUCGAUAAUGAAAAUGUAUUAUUCUUUGUUGGAAUAUUAUAUGUAUCUGAAAUGUAUCAUUACUAUGACUGCAGUACCCUGAGUGUCUAUACAGAUUUUAAAUAAGGAAGUUCAGAUUUUCAUCUACUAUCAGUUUUUUGUAUUUAUUUUCCUGCAGUAUGCCAAAGUGCACCGCCAUGUAUUUCAAAUGCCCAUAACAAAAAGAUAUUUUGUGGUUGAUUUGACUAACAGCCCUGCAAACUUCACUCAACACCUCAAUUCUUGCCCCCCAUGUAUUAAAAUGUCCUGUCAAUUGACCUUCUGAA